Messenger RNA from Pocillopora meandrina, 2949 nucleotides. Lineage: Eukaryota; Metazoa; Cnidaria; Anthozoa; Scleractinia; Pocilloporidae. The record is from the annotation of a GenBank genome assembly.
AUGUCGCAAAAAGGUUAUGGAACGUUUUUAGAUAGUCUAUACGCGGAAAGAACAGAGCUGACGUCGGUGGGUGAAACAGCUUCAAGUAGAGUGGAUGAGGUAGGACAUUGUCUUGAACCAGACCUCUUUAUUAAGUAGCAGAGAGACUAGUAUUCAAGAUCCUUAUCUCGAAAUGAAGUAUUCUUCUUGAUGAUUAAGGGGUUUUUUUAAUCACUAAGGUAUGAUAAUUGUCAUAGUACAGCUAGUUAAUAUAUUCCCUAUUGAGACGUCCUUAGUGAUCAGCUGACAUAAUAUUCAUGUAAGCAUGUGACUUUCAGUUCCUCUUUACGACACUAUGUAGAUGUUAACUAGAUUGACAUUUGAGGUAUUCGAAUCACAGAAGAAGCUCUCUCUGUUCUACUCUAGGAAAAACUAUUUUAUGAUAGGUAGAUAUUCUUUUUCUUGUGAAAACAUCACUCCCAGGUAUCAUUAAUUCAGAUAACUUGACUAAUGCCUCAUUCAGCGUCCAUUCACUCCUUCACACCAUCUAUCGUUGUAUUAGUGAUGUUUUAUGAUGAUAAUUCAGGCCUUGACUGUAAUUUGAUUUAUUUUACAGGUAUUUCAUGUACUGCUGAUUAGACAUGACAUCUAAGUAUUGUAAUGAUUGAGAAUGCUUGAUCUCUUGACAGAUAAAUGCCAGUGUUAUGCUGUCUCACGACCCAAUUCUUCAGAGACAAGAUGCAGCAACACAAAAGAGACUUCCUCUUCUAUUUUAUGUCUUUUUCCACUGGAAAUCAUGCACUGGUGUGGCUUGUAUCUUAAUCUGUCUAAAUUUGAGUAUCAUUGGAUUGUUUUCUUUAUCACUCACAUCUUAUUCAAGGUCUACUGAGAGGCAUGAUGUAGCACAAUACCUUUUCUCUUGUGGCACAUUUGGUUUUACAGGAGGCUGUAUCAGUUAUGUGGCAGUGAUUCUAUUUUUUAAGAAAGUUCCAGGUAUCCUUGGAAGUGGGUAAGAUUCAGUUAUUUGAAAUGCAUACAAACAUAAUAGCACUACGGCAACUUUGAGCCUAAAAUUUGACAGUUUUUUUCUCUUGUUAGCAACUGUACUAGUUAUAUAUGUUAGAGACUGAUGCAAACUAUGGUCAGUUACUACAGGAAACUAGUUUUUGUGAAUUAAUUUGUGUUUUUUAUUGUUUAUCUUUUUAUUUUCAACAAAAACGAAUUCAAAUGAGUGCAGUUGGGGUGAUACUUAAUGUUACUGUCUGGCUCUGAUCUUGCAUUUUUUUUCACCUUUUAGGUGAUUAGUUGAAUUAGUUGAUCUCAGUUGAAUCUUCUUAUUUACAAAUUUAUUUGUUUGAGGUACUUUGUGUGGACUAUUCCUAAUUAAUACAUCAUCGUCUGGCCUUGAUCAGUCCAUAAAUGGACCAAAGCUUUGUGAGAACCCUAUUUUUCCCAAUUUCUGGUAGAGAAUUAUAAUUCAUUCAAGUUAUAAUGGCAACAACCUCCAAAAUUGGUAUCAUUUCAUAUGAGAAGGAACCGUUUUCAUCUUUAAAUUCGUUGAUUCCGGAGGGUGUGUCAAUUUUCCAAAUCCAGCCUCACAUUGUGGCAUUACCUUGAGUAUUCCAAGGUGCCACCAUUAUGGUGAUAAGGGUGAGUGAAAAAAAUUUUGGCUGCCAAAUUUGUAGCUUAAAUUGCCUAUUUGGCAACCAGUGUUUGGCAAACGUGUGACAAGCUGCAAACUUUUUAUUACUUCUGGUCUUAAUUAAAACUAUGUGCCCUGUACCUACACAUAGUUUCCAGUUUCUCAUUUUGCUAAGAUUCCCUUUUGCAGUAACAAUCAAAUUGAAUAUCUUUGUGAGCAUCAAGUCUCAUGUUGAAUGUGUUACUUAAUAAGCAAUUUUGUGUAUACCUUGAAAAUCAAUACAUCUCAUUCAAACCAAUCUUUUGUUGUACAAGGCAUCAUGUUCUGAUCAUUUGCAUAAUUCAUCUACGACUCCCUUAUAGUUCUUCAGGGAAUGACAGAAAAUCUUUUUCCUCUCAUCAGGAUUGUUUUUCAUCACUAUCAAGUUAUUUUUGAAAGUGUGAAGAGUUCAGUCAUCAACACCUAUUUUGAGAGGACAUUUCUUGAAUUAUACAGUGCCCAAAAACUAAAUCAACAAAUAAUUCGUCUAAACAUUGAAGGGCAGCUACAGAGAAUUUUGCAGUCAGAGACAGUUGAUCACCUUAUUACCGCAGAGCUUCAUUCUUUAUUGAUCUCAUCAGAAGGGCAGCUUUUAUCUGGAGCUGGUAUAAAUCCUUCUUUGCUCUGCCCACUAGUGAAGCCAUAUGUGGUAGAACUUUUAACUGAAGUGGUUCCACUUAUAAUGGAUAGAUGCUCAUCCUUUAUUCAGGUAGGUGCAUUUGACAAUAAUGCCUUUUAAAUGGCUCUGUGAUCCACUGGUAUGCAAAAGGCUUGUUGGGGUCACAGUAAAGUAGCUUGAAAUUUUUUUUUGCAAGAGAAAUCUGCCUCGUCUAAUUUUAGUUUCGCACAAUUUUUUCUGUUGGGUUUUGCUAACGGUGACAAUAAAUCUUUCACCUUUCCAUGCACAAACUAUUUAUUUUCAUAUAUUGUUUAAAUCAGCUUGAACAAUGUAUUUAUAUGGUUCUUUGAUGCCUUAGGUUUGUUACCUUAAUCCUAAUUUUCUAUGCCCAAGGGCUUCUCUUGUCUAACAGAAUUAAAAUCUCCUCAUGAAAAUUAAUGUUUUGACACAAUUACUUCCUUGUCAUCAGGAUGAAGGUUUACAAAGUCUGAGACAAGAGGUCCAGAGGUACACAACAAGAACAAAAAAUAAAAUUUCUUCACGAAAAGUAGGGCUUUUAAUAAGAGAUAUGAUGUAUGGCCAUUUAAAUCUCCUUACUGUCUUGGGAUGUGCUGCUGGAAUAUUUCUAGGUGUUAUGUCAAAAAUAACAGGAGUGGGCCAAGUACUAUGA